AUGAUAACGUGUUUAAGUUACACCCCUGACUGUACUAGAAAGCGUAGUAUUAACGACCUUCAAACUAUUGCCCUAAAUCACAAUCUCACGAUUAUUGGCAAACCAAUGAUGCAAUCAAAUUUGCCUGAACGACUUAUUCGCGAAGCAUAUUUCACCUGUGAACAUAGCAAAGAGUGGAUAUCUACAUUAGCUAAAUGUGAUAACGUCAUAGAUUGUCUCGAUGCUUCAGACGAAGUCAAUUGUUCUCACGACAAAAUUGGAUGUGAUAAGAACGAAUUCUCUUGUGAUGACGGACAUUGUAUUAAAUUAAGUCACGUGUGCGAUUUUAUAUCUGACUGUGCGGACGGUACAGAUGAAAUAUGUGAAUACCAAAACUGUGAUGAAAAUGAAUUUCUUUGUGAUAAUAAACAGUGCAUUCAAUCAAAAAAACACUGCAAUGCUAUACCUGACUGUUUGGAUAAUAGCGAUGAAAAAAACUGUGAGUCUUGCAAGAAUUCAUUUUUGUGUUCUGGUGAUACCAAAUGUAUUCCUCUUCGUCUGAAGUGUGAUCAAUACCCUGACUGUACGGACAGGAGUGAUGAAUUUGCUUGCCAUUUAGAAAUUCCAAAAUCUGCUGAUUUAAGCGAUGAAUAUAUUUCUCUGACAAGAUGGAAAGUCUAA
Ruditapes philippinarum (Manila clam) is the source of this 660-nucleotide messenger RNA. RefSeq names its product vitellogenin receptor-like. Lineage: Eukaryota; Metazoa; Mollusca; Bivalvia; Venerida; Veneridae. The coding region runs from base 1 to 660 and encodes 219 amino acids. The transcript has 6 exons. The record is from RefSeq and is a predicted model, not a curated record. Gene Ontology annotation, molecular function: protein binding.